Molecule: messenger RNA, 1716 nt
Organism: Saccharomycopsis crataegensis
Lineage: Eukaryota; Fungi; Ascomycota; Saccharomycetes; Ascoideales; Saccharomycopsidaceae
Product: leucine-rich repeat domain-containing protein
Exons: 1
Coding region: 1-1716 (571 amino acids)
Molecular function (GO): protein binding
Source: RefSeq, a predicted model, not a curated record
AUGGAAAAAUUACGCAAAUUUCCGCCAGAGUUGCUAAGGCAUAUCUUCAAAUAUUGCCAGAAGUGUUGGUUGGUGCAACUACGAAAUUUGGUCGUUGAUGACCAUCAGUCAACUCUAUCGGAAUGUAUUGACUCCAUUUUGUUUGACAGGAUUGCCAUUAUUGAUCACUUUCGUGAAUUAUCACAGUAUAAAUUCAAAAAUCUCCCUUUCUAUGUUUUAGACCCUCGAUUGGUUCCUGAUAGUUUGAAUUUGGACAGCUGUGAUGAGGAUAUUAUUUCGUGGGGGGAUAUAAUAGCCCUUGAUAGGAAUCUGAUUCAAGAUAUAUAUGCGGUGGAUAAUGCUCUGAAAUACGUGAGGGAAUUUUAUUUCUUUCAAGAACCUGGUGAUAUUUAUAGUUCUGCUGAGGUAAAAUGUUGUGUUGACUUCAUUAAUUCCGCCAGAGGAUUAGAGCUCAUUCACACUACAAGUGCGAUCCCUGGUAUUGUGGCACCAGUUAAAAUAAUGGAGAUUCCUCCGAAUGCUGCUGAAAAAAUGCUACCAAAUGUCCUCAGCUCCUUGGAAUCCUUAUCAUUUCUUGAACCUACAGACAAAAAUAAAAGGGACAGUGACUCUUGUAACUUGAAGUAUCAUUUUCCUCGAUUGAAAAAGCUCCAGUUAGUGGAUUUUGUGCGAGAUUUUGAUGGGUCUAAAUGGAAACUUUCAAAUUUGGAAGAAUUGGAAGUUUGGUUCCUGGAUGAGGGACUGGUUUCUAACAUGGACUCGCUUUAUUUCCCCAAUUUAGAGAAAUUAGAAAUAGGCCGUUGCAUUUCCAAAUCAAUUCAAAUUAAUAGCUUAUUACGCCUUGUGAUUAGGGAAGCAGGAAUUUGUGAAGAAAUCUUUGAAUCAUUGCCGAACUUGAAAACUUUGAUAUUAGAAGGAAACGAGUUAACUGAGAUCCCAAAUUUGGAGUGUUUGAAAAAUUUGGAGGUAUUGGAAAUCUCUGACAAUCCUGGAAUCACCAAAGUUAAUAGUUUGCAUAGUUUACCGAAACUAAUCAGUCUAGAUUUAAGCCGCAACAGCAUUCAAUAUAUCAACCUAGAUUCCUCCAAGUUUCCUAAAUUGGAAACAUUAUAUAUUCUGCACAACAAGCUUACGUGCAUGAAUGAAUUUAAUAAUAUCCCCUCUCUUAUCAAGCUUUAUGCUAACAACAACCGCAUCAAUGAUAUUGUGAGCUUGAAUUAUCCCAAACUUAGGCACUUGAACGUUUCUCAUAAUUCUAUCUGGGCUUUGAGAGAUAUUAAGAAUGUUCCGUCUCUUGUUGAGCUUGAUGUGAGUUACAAUUACAUCGAAGAUAUUUCAUAUUUACAUCUUCCUAGCAUGAAAGUGUUAAUAUUGCGAAGUAACUGUGUGUGCGAUGUGAGCUCUUUGAGAAGUUUGCAUACUCUCGAACAUCUAGAUUUGUCUUCAAAUCUCUUCAAAUCUUUUCACCAAUUGGAAGCUAUUGGGUAUCUAUCAAAAUUGAAACAUUUAGAGCUUGGUUCAACGUCCAUUUCUGAAAUGGAAACUUUAAAUGUAUGCUACCUUCCGGCUCUGGCAAAAAUAGAAAUCUACAAUGCUAGUUUGAGAAGCAAAUUUGACAUCUUAUUUCGCAAUAACAAGGGGCUAAUUAUUUCUUGUCACCUUGGAACAGGAUCAAAGGAUCAAUUGUUCAGUAAUCUCACGAAGGAUUAUUGUUGA